Molecule: messenger RNA, 3298 nt
Organism: Physcomitrium patens
Lineage: Eukaryota; Viridiplantae; Streptophyta; Bryopsida; Funariales; Funariaceae
Product: BTB/POZ domain and ankyrin repeat-containing protein NPR1
Biological process (GO): defense response to fungus; regulation of salicylic acid mediated signaling pathway; systemic acquired resistance, salicylic acid mediated signaling pathway
Cellular component (GO): nucleus
Molecular function (GO): protein binding
Source: RefSeq, a predicted model, not a curated record
CGAUUGUGUGCAUGAUGUGCAUAUAAUUUACAUAAUUUUAACGAAACAGUACCGAACGGUGUGAAAGUGGAGAAGAAGAAGCAGAAGAAGAAGGGCGGCGUUAGGAAACCAGUUCUGAAGUUUGUUCGUUUGUUUUGUUUUUGUUUUCUGUUGCUGUUAUUGUGGAGGAUAAAGGUGACGAAGCAGAUGGGGGUUGGGCAGGGGUUAUAAUUGCAAGUGGUGAAACAAGUGGUCUGGGUAUUCGGGGUUUCGCUUUAUUAAAACCAAAAUUCUGUUUCUCACUCCUGGCUCCGCUGCUUGGCUGCGGCCAUGUCAUCUCUCUACACGUGGGAUUUUGACGGGAUUGCUUUUGCCGCAGACCGUCUUUCGUGGAGUAUCGCCAGAUUCGAAUUCGGUUGCGUAUCGACUUGAGGGAUCUUAGGUUCGUGGUUUACAUGGUAUACUUUCCUUUUAGUAACUGGGAAAUUUGGUGUCUCGGUCGGCGGAAGCUGAGUCAGAAUGUUCUAUCGUCCUUGGCUAUCUUGUCCAGGUUUCUGUGCUCCCCUGCGAGUCAUUUGCAACAUGAACAGGCGCAUGCGGAAGUUGUAGCUUUCGCGGGGUCGGAGUUUGAAGAUUCAUUUACUUGUUAGUAUUUUAUGUUUUCGGGUUCAGGGAGAAUCUCGUAUGGGACCCGAUAUCUAAUUUUUGCUGGGCCUAGAGUUGGGGAGUGGGGUGUCGUUUGUGUACUAUGUGUUUUUUGCUCAGAUUUUCCGGAGAUGUGUGGCAACUUGAGGACGGUGCCCAAGGGUUCGUUUAGUGAUUCCCAAUCUCUUUGUCCCUCCUGAGUUGAGGACGGUGCCCAAAUUUGAAGGUUGUCAGUGUAGAGAGUUGGAAAGUUCUGAAGAGUGGCAUUUAAUUAGAAGGUGUGGCAAAAGUACAGAAGGAAGUAUUGAAGCAUCAUGUCGUUUUUCUGCAUCUUUUUAUUUAGAUUGUUUUCCUCCAUGUUGUAAGAUUUUAUGUUACGGAUAUUAGUUUCUGGGGUCACACUGGGUUGACUAAGCGACAUCAGAUUUGAACCAUAGGAAGGUGCGAAAUUGACCAGGAGGUAAUUGAUGUAAGCACCCAAUUGGGAUUUUUGAAUCGCAGUGGCCAUGUCGGAUCGUAGUAUUUUGCAGCAAGUUUUGUUGCACUCAGAUGGAAGUGGCGAAAGCAGUAGUGGGCUUACACCUCUUUCCCUCCAGAAGCUUGGUUCUGAUCUUGAAACUCUCAUACGCAUACCUGAUCAGGAGUACAGUGACCUCACAAUUAUCCUAGAUGGAAAGCAAGUGCCAAUUCACAGGUGCAUAUUGGCAGCUAGGUGUCCGGGUAUACGAAAAGUUUUUUCCGAAAUGGGGGUAACUGGGGGAAACCGUAAACUAGAAUUAGAGUUCAGUACUAUUGUUGAGGAUGGGAAAAUAGGCUACGAUGCUUUUAUGGCUGUCAUGAGUUACGUUUACAGUGGGAAGAUGGAGCUCUGGCUGACUGGCAUUGCGUGUUAUGAUUCCACUUGCGUCCACAUAACAUGUCGACCAAUUAUUGACCACGUUUUGGAGGUUCUCCAGCUUUCGCUAUUACUCAACCUACCAGAAGUGACAACCGUUGCUGAGCAACAUCUUAUUGACCAUCUAGAAAAUUUUCAAGUGGAUGAUAUGCUACACGUUUAUCGAUCAACAGCUAUUUCCGAGUGUUCUGAGUUGAAAUCAAUGUACUUAACCGCAUUAGCAUCUUCUUCACUGGAUAAUCUAACAGCGGAGAAGGAGUUUUCUGGAGCAGCCCUGCAGCAAGUGAGAAGGUUUCCAAAGGAGUUAAGACCCGGCAUGCUUCACCUGUCGGCGUCACAAGAAAAGCAACGUAAACGGAUACACAGGGCUUUAGAUUCGGAUGAUAUAGAAUUGGUACAGCUGUUGCUAGAUGAGGGGAAGUUAGAUUUAAAUGAAGCUUGCGGACUUCAUUAUGCUGCUGCUUACUGUCAUCCUAGAACUUUGGCUCACUUGCUGGAGCUGGAUAUUGCAGAUGUAAACGUUCGAAAUGAGAGGGGUAUGACAGUUCUUCAUGUAGCUGCUUGGCGGAGGGACCCGCUGGCAAUUGCAAAACUUGUCGAGAAGGGUGCACAGUUGCAGGCUUUAACGUUGGAUAAUCAAACAGCUCUCGACAUCUCGAAGAGGUUGACUAGGAAAUUCAAUUUGGUUGGGGAGGAGAAUUUUAAAGACAGCCUCUGCGUAAGCAUUCUGCAGCAGGCAGAACGCUCUGUGGCAGUUCCUAACGCUGCUGCCGCUAUGCUAGAGCAACCGUGCACUGAGAAAGAUCUUAUGUCGAAGCUGCUUUAUCUUGAGAAUCGAGUGGCAUUGGCGCGAUUGCUGUAUCCUCGGGAAGCAGAUAUUGUAAUGGGUAUCUCACAUCUCGAUUCGUAUGCUACGUCCACUGAGAUUCUUAGGAAUUCUUCUGGAUCAGAAAUAACAAGUAGGAAGAGGAAAUCGUCAGUAGAACUCAACGAAGAGCCAACGAAGAGGUUGGCAGGUUUAGUAGGUGUAACUGUUGCGGAUCAAUCUAAAGAAAAUCGGUUGGAAUCAUUGAUUCGGAGGUGUAAAACUCUGCAGAAGGCUGCUGAAGUUGCACGCAAAUACUUUCCAUGCUAUUCGGCAGUCAUAGACAAAUAUGUGCUCGAUGACGACUAUGUUGAGCCUGAUGAAGAUUGCAGUGUUGAGGACCAGCUUGUGAAAAAGAAGCAUUUUGCAGAACUUAAGGGUAUAUUACAGGAUUGUUUCUCGAAAGGCAAGGUUGAGGAGAUCAAGAAGGCAAAAAAGCCAAUCGAAAAGCCGAUUGAAGAGCAAAGAAAUCCUCGUACACCAAAUCUUCCUUCUUCAUCUUCGUCCACAUCUUCUAGAGGUACGAGCGGUAGUAUGAUUUCGAAGGUUUAGUCAAUCGUGUAGGCGAGAUUCCGUUUCAAUAUUUUUGCGAAUACUACAGUGGCUUAUCUCACUGGAGGCAACUGAAGGAUUGGAGAUAUGAAGUACCGACCGAGGAAAUAUAGUGCUGAUCUUUAGGGACCUUCCAUGUCACGAACUGCAGUGCUUGGGAAAAAGUUUGGGCUAGAGGGUGUGGAGUCAAAAAGAUUCUGGUACAUUAAUCAACCAUAGCGUAGUGGCAUCUUUUUUUUGCACCUAGGUGAGAUUUCCAGAGGUAUUAAGCAUGUACAAUGAAUGGCAAUUGUCAGAUGUAAUAUAUCAGUGGAACUGGUUCUCCAUUUGAGAGGGAUAAUUUGACCACCUUUAAACUCGGA